Microtus ochrogaster (prairie vole) is the source of this 6092-nucleotide messenger RNA. It is a transcript of the gene Slc16a4, whose product is annotated as solute carrier family 16 member 4. The record is from RefSeq and is a predicted model, not a curated record. Gene Ontology annotation, biological process: monocarboxylic acid transport; transmembrane transport. NCBI's taxonomy places the organism in Eukaryota, Metazoa, Chordata, Mammalia, Rodentia, Cricetidae. Gene Ontology annotation, molecular function: monocarboxylic acid transmembrane transporter activity.
GAUGGAAAACGUCUACUUUGUGGGCUGGCUGGAAGGUUGGACUGAGUUGAUCUCAAGUUACACCGCCUUUCCUCCUCCCUCAGGAAGUAAAGUCCACGGGCAGGAGUGCCUGAACCACUCUGCUCUGUUAGACUACACAAAAGCCUGCUUGUUUUCACCAAGCAGCCGAAUGAAAAACCUUAGGAGAAAAAAAGUAACAUUUUAGUAAAAGUAACUUUUUUUUCCUCCACAAUUUUCUUGUCUAAAGAGGAUUCAUUUGAAGAACGUUAAAGUGAUCUGUCUGGAACAUAAAGGAAGCAGCACAAUGAACAGGGGAGAAAAGGCUAAAACCCCGGAUGGAGGAUGGGGAUGGAUGAUCGUGCUGCAUUUUUUUCUGGUAAAUGUGUUUGUGAUGGCAAUGACCAAGACAUUUGCAAUAUUCUUUGUGGUCUUUCAAGAAGAGUUUGAAGGCACCUCAGAGCAAAUUGGUUGGAUUGGAUCCAUCAUGUCAGCACUCCGUUUCUCUGCAGGUCCCCUGGCUGCUAUUAUUUGUGACAUACUUGGAGAAAAACCUACCUCCAUUCUUGGGACUUUCCUUGUUUCUGGUGGCUAUCUGGUCAGCAGUUGGGCCACAAGCAUUCCCUUUCUUUGUGUGACUAUGGGACUGUUACCUGGAUUGGGGUCUGCUUUCUUGUACCAAGUAGCUGCGGUGGUAAUUACCAAAUAUUUCAAAAAAAGAUUGGGUCUUUCUACAGCGAUUGCCCGUUCUGGAAUGGGACUGACGUUUCUGCUGGCACCCUUCACAAAAUUCCUGAUAGAUCUUUAUGACUGGACAGGUGCUCUUAUAUUAUUUGGAGCUAUUGCAUUGAAUUUGGUGCCUUCCAGCAUGCUCUUAAGGCCCAUCCACACCGAAACAGUGAACAAUUCUGGUAUCAAAAACAAAGGUAGCAGUUUGUCUGCAACUGGAUCCGAGGCAUCAGACAGGACAGAAACAUCAUACUGCAAUGAGACACAAGAGUCUUGUAUCCAAGGCAUUUCUAUGAAGAAAUCUGAACAACUGACUAAAAAUUUAACUGUCUUAGAACAUCAAAGUGAAGAGUUCGGCAAUGGACCUCACAGGAACAGACUGUCACUUAUGAGUAAUGACAAAAGUUACCAAAAAAAGUUUGUUUCAUGGAAAUGUAAACAAAAUCUUUUAGAUAUUUCUCUCUUUAGGAAUCCUUUCUUCUAUAUAUUUACCUGGUCUUUUCUCCUCAGUCAAUUAGCCUAUUUCGUUCCUACUUUUCACCUAGUAGCCAGAGCCAAAACUCUUGGAAUUGACAUAAUGGAUGCCUCCUACCUUGUAUCUGUAGCUGGUAUCACUGAGACAGUCAGUCAGCUUAUUUCCGGAUGGAUUGCUGAUCAAAACUGGAUCAAGAAGUAUCAAUACCAUAAAUUUUACCUCAUUCUAUGUGGUGUAACUAACCUGCUUGCUCCUUUAGCCACCACAUUCCCACUCCUUAUGGCCUAUACCAUCUUUUUUGCCAUUUUUGCUGGUGGCUACCUGGCACUGAUACUCCCAGUACUGGUCGAUCUGUCUAAGAAUUCUAGAGUGCACAAGUUUUUGGGAUAUGCCAGUUUCUUUGCUGGAAUGGCUGUCCUUUCUGGACCACCGAUAGCAGGCUGGAUAUAUGACUAUACAAAGACAUACACAGGCUCUUUCUACUUCUCCGGCACCUGCUAUCUCCUCUCUUCAGUCUCCCUUUUCUUUGUACCACUGGCUGAAAGAUGGAAAAGCCAACAGCCUGACCUUCGAAGGACUACAAUCAAGUGAGAGCUUAACGAAAGAAAAUCCAAACAAGCCACUGGAAACAAAAGCAUAGAACAAAAAUCUCUGUAAAAAUGAGAAAGUAAGCCAUAUAAUUUUUAAGAUUCCUUCUUGCUUUAUUAGCACUGCUAGAAAUGUCCAAUUGUUGGUACUUAAUCAAACAGGCUAAAAACUAAAUCAGUUAAAGCAGCUAUCUGACCUAUUAAAUAAAAACAUAAUGUACCUAUAAUAAAUACAUUUCAUUUAUUUGUGAAAAAACUUUCAUUUGUGCUAUGGUAAUUCUGUCACCAAAAUGUGACAACGGUAAACUACUUUUUUUUUUAAUAUAGUAAUUGGUUGACUAGAGCUCUAGAAUCCGAAUAAAGCCUUUCAUAGUGACAAGAAUGGUAUAUCCCCUCCAAAAAUAAUGUAUUGUUGUUUAUUGAUUAUAAGUAAUCUUCAAUUAUUUUGUGUCUUAAGUUCCUAGUGAAAUAAAAUUUGAUAAAAUAAUCUUUAUUUGAAAAUCAUUUGAAAGGUAUGACUGCCCAUCUAAACAGUAUUAUCUUUUCACUACAUUUAAUUAUCUAAAAUAUUUAUAUAAAGCAUCUAGAUGAUUCUUCAGAGCUGUAAGUUCCAUAUGGAAGUUGAAAAGGAGGCUUUAAGAGGAACUAUGUUUGUUCAAAAGGUGUGGGUCAUUUAUAGCUAAUUAGUAAUGAAUGGUUCUUGCCUGUGAAUAAUGAGCUCUUGGCUGUUUGGGUAGUCUUUAAAAGGAUAAAAAGGGGUUUUCUAAGCAGGGAAUGGUGGCAUAUACCAGAAGUCCCAGCAGUCAGAAAACUAAAGUGAGAACAGUUGAGUUUGGAGUCCAGUGUGGGCUACGCAUUAUGAACUGUGUCCAAAAUAAAAACCACUUUCUGCAAUACAAAUCCCUUAACAUUUUUCAGAAUGUUCCAACUAUUAUUAUUCCACCCUUCACUCUUCUCUGCUUUCAAACAUCUACUGAUUCCUUAAUAAAGAAAAACCCUAAACUGAAGUUUAAAUUUGGUUCCACACCUUGAUACUUUUCAAAUUAGCCUUUGUGCAAACUUUGCCAUCGGCUAUAAUUCCAGAACUUUGCCUUCUCUGACCAGGUCUACUCAUACUUACCACUUACUUAUUACAAUCUGGCUCACUCAGUACUCAGAUGGAACAACUUUCCCAACUUGUGGAAUUUCCCCUAACUUCUUUUACAGUGCUAGAGAUUGAACCCUUGGCAGCACAGGCAAGCACACCACCACUAAGAUCCAUCUCCAGCUCUGUCUAGCUUUAAACUGAGGACUCUAUGAGCUCACAUUUCAAUUUUCUCUAGUUUGUAAUAUCAACAAGAUGUUUCCAAGGCCUGUUAUAAACUUCGGAACCAAAUAAAUCUGAAAUCUCAGCUAUCUCAAAGACAGUAAGUUGCUCUUAUUUAAAAGGUAAGUUUUAAAUAAGACCUAUUUAAAUAAGACACCUAUUUAUUUUAAACAGGGUCAGGCUGGCCCUAAAUCUACAAUCCCGCUUUAACUUCCUAGAAUUACAGGUUUGUAUUACCAUAACCAGCUACAGGGUUUUACACUUAAAUAUACAACAUAAAUAAAAAUAUCAGGCCAGAGGACGGCUCAGCAGUUAAGAGCAUUUGCUGAUCUUCCAAACAAUCCAGGUUCCAAUAUCUAUAACACAUAGUGGUUCAUAUACAGUUCCAAAUACAGGGGAUGCUACACCCUUUUUUGGCCUCCCUGGGCACCAGGAACACACAAGGUACAUAGACACAUGUAUUCAAAACACCCAUACACAUAAAAGUCUUUAAAAACAUGACUCCCUCACACAAAGAGCAAACUAAUAAAUCUAAGCUCUUUCAUUUGCUGCCAAAUGACCUCCUAAGUUGCUCAAGAACUGAAACCCAACUUUCUCUUCUAUAAAAUGAGGAUAUCACCACCUACCUACUUCAUAGAUCACUGUGAAGAUUAAAUGAAAAUAUACUUUCUGAGCAAAAUAUCCUUCAUAAACAGCAACUAAAUUUUAUGGUUUUCUUCUGUCUUCUAUGUCAAAAGGAAAAAACCAAUAGGAACCGCUCUAAAUUUCCCUUUCCAUUUUGAGGAGCAAUUAUUUUCAAAAGAUUUCAACAACCUAGACCUUUCCUAUCAAAGCAAACUGUAAGAUUAAAUAAAGAAUUCCAAAUUAACUUUACUUAGAAGGAAUUUAUCAAUCUUAUACAACAAGUUCUUCAUCCUACUAAGCAAUAAUAAGGCCCUCAAAAUACGAAUUGAGAAAGGCUGAAUCUCAUGCAAGGAACUUGCAUACACCUGGACUCUCAGAACCCAAAAAAUAGAGGCAGGGAGCAGGAAGGUCACAAGUUAAAGGUCAUACUGUUUAAUGUUUCAAAGUACAAAGAAAGAAAAAAAAAAAGCAAGUUUAAAUCCCCAGAAUUAGAAAGCUAAAGACUUCUACAACUAAUAUGUAGAUUGUACAAACAAUACCCUUCUACUAUAUUUCUGCUCCUUCACUGUACUAUCGUUUUAAUUGACAAUACGAUGUCACAUAACUACUUUUCAGAAACCUGUAACACAGGACAAUCAGCCCCAAUACAUAUGCACUUUAAGAAAAGCACAAUAUUCACUAUUUCCCCUUUCCCUCAAGAGAUCCCUAUGAGGCACAUACACACAAAAUUAAGAUAGCAGGUAUGGGGACAGGAUAAACUCAGUAUGUCAACAUCUAAUAACAUAACUGCCACCAGUUAAUAAUAUAGAACUGUCUAGUAAUAUAACUGUGUGUACUUUUUUCUAAAUUUUCAAGCAGGUUCUCAUGAAAUUGUUCACCUUGGUCUAAAAUUCUCUAUGUAGCCCAUGCAGCCUUCAUUUUUGCCUCAGCCUUCUGAGUAGCUGGAAUUACAGACAUGCACCAGUUUUCAACUAGCUGUGCACUUUUUGUAUAAAGUAUCUAAUUUCAUAUACUUGGGUAUUUAUAUGGUCUUUUGUGACAGGGUCUCAUACAACUCAGGCCAGCCUGAAACAACUCUAGUAGCUGAGGAUGACCCUGAACUUCUGAACCUGGGACUACAGGCAUGUGCCACCAGGCCUAGCCUCAUCUUUUUUAGAGAGGUGGGCUGGGAUGGGGGAAGAGGACAGGGUUUCUUUGUGCAGCCCUGACUGACCAGGAAAUUACUCAAUAGACCAGGUUGACCUUGAACUCAGAGACCCACUUGCUGGGAUUAAAGGCUGCACUACUGACCGCCCAGCUGCCUAGUUUAAUCUUAAUCUUCACACAAUCUUCAGAGGCUUUAUCUGUAGUGCCCAUUUUCCAAAUGAGUAUUAAAAAAAAAAAUCAAAGAAACACAAUAUUCAGUAAAUAGUGAAGUCACAGCUCAAACAACACAAAACCUCCCCAUCUUUCCUUUAUGUUACCUUCUUGGCAAGCACCAACAAAUUAUAAAGAGUAGCUUUAUAAAUUAAAAAAUUAAAAAAAAUGGGUAGCUUUAUUGAAACAGCUACAAAUUUGUUUUAGGUCAAAGUUGACCUAAAACUAUACUAAGAAUAAACCCACUCCCUAAAAUUAAAACCACAACCAUUAGCUAUUACCUGCUAUAGUGUAACAACAAUGCAGCUUCCAGAAGAUGACAAGUGAAUAAAUGAACAGCUUUAAUAAUUUUCUAGUCUUCCAGUGGCAAAUGCCCUUGAGCUACAGGCUAAAUACACUUUACCAAAAUAUUCAAUUCAGGUUGACUUACAUUUAGCACCUGUGUUCUUAAAAACAACGAAAAAUUACCAUGCUGAUGCCAUCUUUCUGGCUUUCUUAGGCAUCAGACAUACAUGUGGUAAACAGAAACACAUGAAGUCAAAAAACAACAGCAAAAAUAAACACAAAUACACAGAAAGUAAAAACAAAAUAAAGCAGAAAGACAAACCUACAGUAGUACCUGGAAUUGCUAUAAUCUGACACUGUAGGCUCUUCCUGAGUUUCAGGCCAGCCUAAGUACUACACAAUAAGACUCCCAUACAUUGAUCCUUUCUGGCAGAAGCUAUUGUACUAUAGAAUGUUUCGGUACAAACCAAUGAGCAGUGACAACAUUGCCCACAACCUCAGCAUUCAGAAAGACGAGGCAAGACCGUCAACAACUUGAGACUAGCCUAGAUUUUAUAGCAAGACCUUGUUUAAAACACAAAAACACCCAAAAGCUCUAUUACAAACCUCUAAACUUUAGUGAGAACUUUUUAGGGAUGUAGAGAGUGAACUUGGAUUAGAGUGAUUGUCUGGGCUGGUCAGAAGAGGGUUUCUUAGACUUUUAAAGAUUUUAUUUUUAUGUCUAUGAGUGUUC